UAUGGGAUUCUGUUUGGGUCAGAUGAAUGUAAUAAGUUAAGAAGUCUAUAAUGUUUAUAAAAUUGAUGAUGCUGUUACAAAAGGUUUGAUGCAAUGUAAAUUUAUAUCCGUUUUGAUUUAGCUCUAUUAACCAUAGGAGGAGGUGUAGGUUCUAUAUCAGCAUCAAUAUUAAUGGGAAUAUUUUCAAGAAGAAGGAGUCUCUAAAUAACUGAUCUUUUUGGGAUAAUGGCUAUAAUGAUAGCAUUCAUAGAUUAAAGCAAAUAUGCUCUUUUGACCUCUAGAUUCUUUGUUGGUGUUGUAUUAGGACUUAAUGGAGUUCUAGUACCUGUAUAUAUAAAUGAGAUGUCACCAAAAGAGAAGGCAGGUUUUAUGGGAACAAUGAAUCAAUUGUUUAUAACUUUAGGAAUAUUGUUUUCAUUUUUGAUGUCCUACUUUUAAGAUAUUUCAUUACCUAUUCCAUUUUACAAGAUGAUGUUAUAUUUACCUAUUAUACCCUGUAUAGUAAGAUCUAGUGCAUUGUCAACUGUGUAUAAGUAUGAAACACCUGUAUAUUGUGUUAAAUACAAUUUGAAGUAUCAAUUGAUUUAAAGCAAAGUCAGUAAUUGCAUAGAGUAUUAGAAAUGAUAUACAAAGAAAAGGGAGAAAAAAUGUAUUAACAAUUUUAAUAACAAUAAAAAUCAACAGAAUAAAGAAUCACUUUUAAUCAAUUAUUUUCAUCGAAGUAUAGAUUUCGUUUGUUUAUUGGAAUUUCUCUUGCCUCUUUAUAAUAAUUAGGAGGUAUAAAUGGUAUUAUGUUUUAUUCUUCUUCAAUAUUUGAUUAAGUAUAGAAUAUGUGUGUCAAACUUAGGUGACUGGUCAAGCAUCACAAAAAGUGUUUUAUUUAAAUUUAAUUGUUGGAUUUAUUGGAGUAUUUACAGCUUUAUUAGCAACUAUAAUAAUUGAGUAAUUUGGAAGGUAUGAUUAAAAUAAUAAUAUAAAUUAGAAAGCCUAUUUUAAAGUACGGAACUCUAUGGUGUUUUAUAAGUUUGUUAAUGUUAACAUUUGUGAUGUCAAAUAAUAUAGGGGAUACAACAUUUGGAUAAUAUUCAAUAGUGAUUUGUAUAUUCUCAUAUCUAUUUGGUUUUGGAUUCUCUUAGGGUCCAUUAUUAUUUAUAUAUUUAACUGAAAUAUUACCAGAUUUAGGAGUUAGUGCUAGUGGAUUAAUGAAUUGGAUGUCUGGAGGAUUAGUAGCCUAGAUGUUUCCAAUUAUUGCCUCAUAUGAUAUAUCUUAUUGCUUUGCCUUAUUCUCCAUAUUUAAUUUUAUAGCGUAUUAUUAUAUACGUUUAAUUAAAAAAUUAGUUACUUGAUUAUCCAAUAUAAAGUGAUUGAAACGAAAGGAUUAGAUAGAGAAACAGUGGAUAAAUAUUUUGAAAAUCAAAAGUUUGAUUACAUACCUUAUUAGGAGGCUUACCAAGAAGAAAGAUUUCGUUGAA
Molecule: messenger RNA, 1472 nt
Organism: Paramecium pentaurelia
Lineage: Eukaryota; Ciliophora; Oligohymenophorea; Peniculida; Parameciidae
Source: the annotation of a GenBank genome assembly